Molecule: messenger RNA, 534 nt
Organism: Miscanthus lutarioriparius
Lineage: Eukaryota; Viridiplantae; Streptophyta; Magnoliopsida; Poales; Poaceae
Source: the annotation of a GenBank genome assembly
AUGGCUGCUCUGUCGGCAGGCGCGCUGGCUCCGCUCGCAGGUUGCAACUGCUCAAGCCUAGCACCUUUACUCCCCCUGAUUGAUCGUCUUUCUUGGUUGCCUGGUCUGUCUCCGCUCCCGUGGUGCAGCCCAGCUGCGUUAUACUGCCGAAGGAGUCCUCCACUUCUCAAGGUCGCCAUCGCCAAGACGCGGCCAGCUGUUCACCAAUUUGCCCCUGCAAGCCUCCCAACAUGUGCGGCUAUGUCAGAACAUGGACGUCAGGAAAUCCGGAGCAAUGAGUACCAGCUGGAUGAUGAUGAGCCGCUUUGGCUGGCAGUGGUCAUAGACCUUGCUGCUGUGGGUUUGAAGGGAUUGGUAGCUUUCUUAGCUGAGCAGCCGAGGCAACUGAAGCACCUGGAGUGGCCGGCCUUUCAGCACACGAUGAAGACGGCUACAUUUACUCUUGUACUGGUAGCUGUGUUUAUUGUUGCAUUGUCAACUAUUGAUGCUGCCCUCUGCUACAUGCUGGCCUGGCUACUUCGAAAAUCUGCGUAG